GCGCGUCAUAGAAAGCCAGGGAACCUACAGACGGCGACCGGGCUGCGGAGGUGGGUCGGGAGCGCGGUGCAGGGCCCGGAAGAUAUCCGGGCCGCUGGCGCUUGUCGCUGCCCGCCCCUUCCGGCUCCUCCCUGAGGUGCGUAGAACGCUGGAGCCGAGGCGCUCGGAGCCCAUCGCGGCGAGGACCAUGUUGCUUCCGAACAUCCUGCUCACGGGUACACCUGGGGUUGGAAAAACCACACUAGGCAAAGAACUUGCUUCAAGAUCAGGACUGAAAUACAUUAAUGUGGGUGAUUUAGCUAAAGAAGGGCAGUUGUAUGAUGGCUAUGAUGAAGAGUAUGAUUGUCCCAUGUUAGAUGAAGAUAGAGUAGUUGAUGAGUUAGAUAACCAAAUGACAGAAGGUGGCGUUAUUGUUGACUACCAUGGUUGUGAUUUCUUCCCUGAACGCUGGUUUCAUGCUGUUUUUGUGCUGCGAACAAAUACCAAUGAAUUGUACAAAAGACUUGAAACAAGGGGUUACAAUGAGAAGAAAUUAAAAGACAAUAUUGAGUGUGAGAUUUUUCAAGUUCUUUAUGAAGAAGCCGCAGCAUCCUAUAAGGAAGAAAUCGUGCAUCAGCUGCCCAGCAAUAACCCAGAAGAGCUAGAAAGUAAUAUAAAUCAGAUCUUGAAAUGGAUUGAGCAGUGGGUGAAAGUUCAUAACGCUUGACUGACAAGACUAGCCACUUUAAAAUCACUCUUACUGAUAUCUCUGCCAACAUCAUAGAAAUUGUCCAUAUAUCAGUAUUGCUAUUAAAAUUGUGUUACAGGACUAGCAGGUGGAUAGUUUAAAGCUUUAUGCCUGGGUUUCUUUUUCUCUAUGAGAAAGCUAAAUAUCUGAAAUGUAAUGAAUAUAACAUUAUCAGGGAGUCAGAGUAAAAAUUAUUAUCUUUUAAAGCUUCAAUUGCUAAAAAAUAAAUAAAUAUGACCAAAUGGGUAGGUAUCUUUUCAGUUUAUUACAGAAGAAAAUAGAGAUGAUCUCUUAAAAUAAAACUAAAAACUAAAGAUAAAGCA
Messenger RNA from Lemur catta (Ring-tailed lemur), 1050 nucleotides. RefSeq names its product adenylate kinase 6 (gene AK6). The record is from RefSeq and is a predicted model, not a curated record. Gene Ontology annotation, molecular function: ATP binding; ATP hydrolysis activity; AMP kinase activity. NCBI's taxonomy places the organism in Eukaryota, Metazoa, Chordata, Mammalia, Primates, Lemuridae. Gene Ontology annotation, cellular component: cytoplasm; nucleus. The transcript is spliced from 5 exons. Bases 188 to 706 code for a protein of 172 amino acids.